AUGACGGAGGAGACUCGUCCUCGUGUUGUCAUUGUUGGAGCUGGUUGGAGCGGCAUCACACUCGCGAAAACGUACCUGCAGCUAGAUUCCGAAACCCCAAUCACGCUUCUGGAAGCGGAGAGAACGCUUGGAGGAGUAUGGUCCGCUGAUAGAGCUUACCCAGAGCUCCAGACCCAGGUACCUUAUGGACGCUACGAGUCUUGGGAUCUACCCAUGUCUCGUACAGACGGCGUCAAACCUGAGCGAGCAGACUUUAUCCCGUCAUGCCGAAUGCACGACUACCUUGUGGAGCUGGCACAAAAAUUCAACGUCAUGGACAAAAUUCGGUUCAAUAUCUCUGUCACUCAUAUUGAGAGACAUGAGAAUGGCGUUCAAUGGAAACUUCGCGUCACAGAUACCUCCAAGGGAGCUGAAGAGGAGAUUAUCUGCGACAAACUGGUCAUCGCCACGGGCGUACAUUCGUUGCAUAAGAUUCCAGAUAUACCAUCUGAGAAUUUCACACCUCUCACGAUUCACUCGCGGUUCGUUGGACAACAUUAUCACGACCUGCAUUCCCCAGACAUCGAGGUGGUGACGGUAUAUGGCGGCGGCAAGUCUGCAUACGACGUGGUUCAAGCUGCAUCGAAUGCAGAAAAAGAUGUACAUUGGGUGAUACGAACCAGUGGAGCCGGUGUUGGUGCCAUUGUCGGGCCAGAGUUUCUGGGACAAUCGACCGUCGACAGCCUGUUCACUCCUGCGAUGGAUUAUCUGAAUCCGCACCCGUUGCGUGCUUCUUGGUGGGACCGGUUCCUCCACAGUGGGAGGAACCGGUUUGGAUAUUGGCUCCAUUGGGGUAUAACAGGUCUUUUCAGCAAUAUCUUUACCAAUUUGUGGAGGUAUGACGAGAAUGAGAGGCUCAGAAGUCUCAAACCUCCAUUUCUGGAUCGCAUUAUAUAUUGGCAGAAUGCACCAUUGCUCGCCGUAUCAGGCCCAGAAUUGAUCAAAAAGAUACGUGCAGGAGACGGUAUCAGUAUUCAUCGGGCGGAAAUCGUCAAACUCUCCGGGCGGACCAUCCAUCUCCACGAUGGUUCGUCAUUGCAGACCGAUGCCCUGGUCUACGCCACAGGCUACAGCAUUCACCAUCCCAUAUUCUCACAAAAGGAUUCAUUCGAACUCGGUUUACCUGUUCGCAUUUCUCAAAUACCCACCAUCGCGCCCGAUGCCUCGUGGCCGACGCAGGAUAUGCUUGAUGCGGACAAAGAGGUCCUCGAGCGGUUCCCUCGUCUACGUGAUCCACCUAUCCAGCCCAAGAGUCCAGAAUGGACACAGUACUGGCUCUAUCGCUUCAUUGUCCCAUUUCCACUACUUCAGAGGAAUGAUCGGUCAUUAGCCUUUGUUGGGUAUUUGGGCGGGGGAACUCUCAGCCUCGUGGCGGAUGUGAGUGCCCUUUGGGCCGUUGCUUGGCUGAGUGGACGACUGGAGAUCAAGAGGCCGUAUGAGGAGAUGGUUCAGGAAUGCGACUUGCUCAAUGCGUUUCUCAAGAGGCGUUGUAUCAACGCAAGCCAAGCGGUUCCAUAUAUGCCGUUUGAAGGGCUCACGCUUAUGAAACAGAUGCUGGACGAGCUCGGUCUUGAGCCGCCAAACUUGGGGGUGUGGAGACCGCACUUUCCAAAGGCGUACAAGGGGAUUACGGAGACGUGGUUGGCAAAGAAUGCCGAGUAUACCCAGAGACAAUAG
This is a messenger RNA of Serendipita indica DSM 11827, 1716 nucleotides long. The record is from the annotation of a GenBank genome assembly. NCBI's taxonomy places the organism in Eukaryota, Fungi, Basidiomycota, Agaricomycetes, Sebacinales, Serendipitaceae.